Messenger RNA from Trichobilharzia szidati, 1812 nucleotides. The record is from the annotation of a GenBank genome assembly. NCBI's taxonomy places the organism in Eukaryota, Metazoa, Platyhelminthes, Trematoda, Strigeidida, Schistosomatidae.
GGGACGCUUUCAAAAGUUUCAGUCUAUUAUGACCAAUGUAUAAACUAGAUCUACCGAUUGACACCAAAGAGGCCGCAGUUAUUGAAGCCAGGAGGAGAAAAGAAAAAGAACGCCAGGCCCGCAUAUUCGAUGCACGGACUCGUCAGAUAGGGAUAGAUGAGGAGGCUUUAAAACACCAGGUAGAAGAAAGAAAACGACAAGAACUCCGUGAAAAAGAAAGGGAUUUGGCUUAUGAUGCUGAUGCCGUUCGUAACGACAAAAUUGCGUGUAUACUUGAGAAGCGUCAGCAGAGAGAUGAAAGGGAAAUUGCAAAAUGUCUCAACGAAUUUAGAUCUCUCCAUCAACAACCUGAGUCAAGGAGGGAGUUCGACCUUUAUGACCCGAAUGCGUUAAAGUUAGACCGUCCAGCUCGUGUUUCAGAUGAUGAUCCUCGAUGUGGAGUUGCCUCUCUCCAAAAAUUUGAUGGUGAGGAUCUAAACUUAAAAGCUAGAAUGAAGUAUCAAAGAGAACAAAUGCAAGAUUGGUUCGAUAGGCAAAUCGAGGAAAGAAACAGAGCUGAGAAGGCCCAAAAAGAAGCAGACAGGUUAUACGAUCUCAAACGGCGUGAAUUAGAUCAACGUGCUUGUGAACUACAAAAAGCUGAAGAACAAUGUCGACGAGCAAUAAAUGUUGCACUUGAAAGAUAUAAUAAAUUAUUAAAAGAAGAAAAUGAUCAAAGAGCACUUCUUAAGGCUAAACAAACACAAGAUGAUAAUAUGACUGAAAUAUGCAAUGCAAUAUAUGGUGAUUUUCUUAGUGAAAAUCCUGCUCAAGCAAUCUCUGCUUUCGGUAGUCAUCGUGUUAUUCCAGAUCGAUACAAGGGUAUGACACCAGAACAGAGAGAAGAAAUACGCAAAGCUCAAGAAGAACAAAUAAAAGAAAAAGAGCGUGAAUUAGCAAGACAGAAACAAGAAGAUGAAGAAUGGGAUAAUCAGAGAUUAAGAUCAGCUAGGUUGGGUUUAUUAUUAGAAAGAGAAAUAGAAAGAUCAACUCGUGAAAUGAAUCAAAAAAUAGCUGAACAAAAUCUUAAACUGGCGUGUGAACAGAAAUCGUUUCAAGAUUAUCUUAAUAAAGAGUUAUAUACAAAUCAACCUACUGCAGAUUAUUUCACACAGUUCAAUACAACUUCACGUUGAGAACUGGAAUUGAUCAACUGCUGGGAUAAUUAUCAUUAUUAUUAUUGCUUUGAAUACGAGUACUGGUAUCAACACUGCUGAUCGGUGGAGCUUAGCAUCUAUUCAAUAGCAUUGUCUUCUUCAUGUUUAUUUAUUAUGUUUGUGUUUUCAUCGAAUAUUUCCUAACGAAAGUAGACAAAUUAAAACAAAACGAGGAGAUCGAUGGAAUAUAAUCUGCUUUAAAUGAUCAGACAUUUUCAUUUUCCAGUACGCUUUACAAUAAUAAAUAGUAAUAUACAUCUUUACAGUAAGAGAUAUUGAAGCAACAUCUGCUGACUACUAACACAUGUAUCUUCUCUAGGUGUAUUAAAAGGUGCUUAUAUUAGGAAUUAUUCUAUUGACCAUUGUUUUCCCAUUUCGUCUGCUUAUUCAUAGGAGAGCUUAUUCUUUCUACUGUGUAUUCUUUGUUCCGAUUACGCUUCAUGGAUUUUAGGGACAAGUGAAAAAUAAUGCUAUUACUAUUAUUAUUAUUAUGUUAUCAGAUUUAUAUUUCAGUGUUUACACUGCUGGUUCCCUUCAUUUUACUAUUGUAUAUGAAAUGAACAAAAGUAAAUUGUAAAGCUAAAUAAAAUGAAAUAAAGUUCCUUUUGAAAUCCAU